AGUCCCUUUAAGAUAUUUAAUUAUAUAUUAAAUUAACAUUGACGAGGUACUUGUAAAUAUAUUAUUUUAAAUGAUUAAUCUUUCUAAUUAUUUUAAUGUAAUUUUAAAAUUUUAUUUCUAGCAACACAUGCCCCUAGGCGAUUUGACAUAAUUUUAAGCGUUUUGUUUCUCAAAAGUGACAUGUAUUUUAACUCCUUCGUGGCAAAUGUAUGUAACAGAGCGAUUAUGUUAUCCUGUUACACAGUUUUACGCUAAUUGAAUUGUUACCGUUUUAUUAUCAGUAAGUAAUCGAAUAACGAGCGAGUCCAAGUCACUAACGACCAAUUAUGAUAAACGACAGCAUUUCAAAAAGAAUUUUUCGAAUUUUUCAUAAUAAACUUCGCAUGCAAAAUGUUUUAUCGUACGGGAAUUUUGUUUGCUCUUAUUUAUACAGUACUCUGUACCGAGCCAAAGAAUAAAAUAGAAAGACAAAGGAUGAUGGGUGUAGAUACUGUACAUGAUAUUAAGAUCGAUAAAGAUACAAUAAUUAAUCGUAAUUUGAAAUUGGAAAGGAAAAAUCGCGCCAAAAAUUCGAAUCCUAAAAACGAAGAAGGUGAACCGGACUGGUCAUACCGCACCAUCCCAAAUGAGAUGAGCGCUCACGUGGAACAAUUCAAACGCAAUAUGACCGACUGUUUGAAGGAAGUGCAGGCAAAGGACAAAAGACCAGUGACACGUUUGUCACCAAAUAAAGAAUCACCAGUCCACGGUGAAUGUCUAAUAGCGUGCGUGUUGAAACGGAAUGAUGUAAUUGUAAAUGGAAAGAUUAACAAAGCAAAUUUGAUAUCAUUAGUGAGUAAAUUUUAUGCAAAAGAUACAAAGCUUAUGAAGAAACUUGAAAAGAAUUUGGAUCGUUGUAUAGAAAUGAGCAUUCAUAAUCGAGACGAGUGCACUAUGGCAUCACAGUUAAAUAUUUGUACAAAUGAAAUUAUGGUUAAUAAUAAACAUAACAUUAUUUUAAAUUAUUGAAAUAUUAAAUAUUAUUGACGAAUACAAACACCAUUAUGCUUUGAGUUAUAUUUUCUUGUCGUAUAUAAAUAUAAAAAGAUCUCUAUUAUAAGAAUAAACAACAAGAACAUAGAAAUAAAUGUAAUGGUAUUAUUUUAAAGUUAUUAUAUUACAUUGAAAAAUAAAGCAGCUUUUAGUUGUGUUGACGAAAUCACUGAACCGUGUAUGGAGCUUUAAAGACAAUAAAAUGUAAACAGGAUAUUAUAUUUAUUUUUUAAUUUACCUAACAAUCUGUCAAACAUCUAGAUUCUCAAGUUUGUAUAAAAACCUAUGUUUGUUUGGUAUUCUGUCUAUGCGUCAACGUU
Messenger RNA from Galleria mellonella (greater wax moth), 1352 nucleotides. RefSeq lists its product as uncharacterized. Gene Ontology annotation, molecular function: odorant binding. Lineage: Eukaryota; Metazoa; Arthropoda; Insecta; Lepidoptera; Pyralidae. Bases 391 to 1008 code for a protein of 205 amino acids. The record is from RefSeq and is a predicted model, not a curated record. The transcript is spliced from 3 exons.